Molecule: messenger RNA, 3791 nt
Organism: Orussus abietinus
Lineage: Eukaryota; Metazoa; Arthropoda; Insecta; Hymenoptera; Orussidae
Gene: Cka
Product: striatin
Exons: 11
Coding region: 396-2561 (721 amino acids)
Molecular function (GO): protein binding
Source: RefSeq, a predicted model, not a curated record
AGCGUUGACCCUCUCGGAUCGUCCGUGCCUCCUCGGUGUUGAAAGCGAAGCGAAGAAGUGACGUUCGGUCGUUCGAUUUGACGGAAGAGUUGAGCGAGUCGAGCUUCGUCGAGCGAGUCGAGGGAGCGGAACCAGCUCGCGUCAGAUGCCGCAGUAAGGCCUGGUGAGGCCGGACCGGAGCGAAGCGAGGCGGGGCGUUCGCGACGCGUCGAGUAUCGGGCCGGCUAGACUAGGCUAGGGCGUCCGAUCGAAGGGAAGCCAGCCCCGCUGGGCCGAGGGCGAGGAGAGGCGGGCCGGACCGAGUCGAGUCGACCGGAGAGCACUCUCGCGAGGCCGAGGGGCAAACGAAACCGAGCCGUGCUCACGGGUCGCCGUAAUGGCUGCCGUGUCAUGAAAUGAAGGUGCCCCGUCGCUUUAGCCGUUCCACCAUGGAGGAUGUCUUCAGCCCGGACCUGCCCUCGAAUAAUGUCCGACAAACCUCGGCACCCGGGACGAGCGCGUCGAACGCCGACAACAAGCAUCAGACCCAGGAGAACGACGCCCAGGGCGCCAUCAAGGAACAGAGGCCGCAGUACUCCAUGCCUGGCAUACUGCAUUUCAUUCAACACGAGUGGGCCAGAUUCGAGCUCGAGAGGUCCCAGUGGGAACUCGACAGGGCCGAGUUUCAGGCCAGAAUAGCUUUCUUACAAGGAGAACGAAAAGGACAGGAAAAUUUGAAGAAUGAUUUGAUACGACGAAUAAAGAUGUUGGAGUAUGCACUCAAACAAGAAAGAGCAAAAUAUCAUAAAUUAAAGUACGGUACUGAUCUAGUACAAGGGGACGUAAAGCCUCCCCUGUAUGAGGAAAGCAGUACUUGCGGUGGUCCCAUCGGAGGAGGUGGCGAUGGGGAAACUCCAUUCACGUCGGACAUUAUUAGCUGGAGGCAAAGUCGUCAGCUUCUUAGAAAAUAUUUACAAGAGAUUGGAUAUACCGACACAAUCAUAGAUGUACGGUCCAACAGAGUGCGAACAUUGCUUGGAUUAAAUAACAAUACAGAUUCGGACGACAUGAACACCCCCGCGUUAAAUGGAAAUGAGUCUUCUAAUAAAAGAGCUAGUGAGAAUCAGGGUCGGCGGGUCCCAGCGAAAAAGGUAGAGCAACAGCCGACAUCCAUCGCAGAAGCGAUGAUCCUCGACACGGAGGCUGCUGUCAUGGCCAAUUUUGAGUUCCUAGCUCAGACUGACAUCGAUAUGGAGGAGGAGGAGGGAGACGUAGAAGAAUUACUCUUUAAUCCAAGUAUAGAGACCAAGCAGAAUAAGGCGGCGUUACUGAUACCAGAAGACUUGGACGCCGAAGCGGAAGAAGUAUUAAAUGAAUUAAAUCUAUUGACGGAAUCCUCGAGCGGACUGCCUUCCACUAUGCGUCGCACUUAUUGCUUCGACGUUGAAGAGGAAUAUGAACCUUUACCACCUAAAGCGGUCGCAGCUGAUCCGCGAUGUCCAGGUGACGAAGCUGAUUCUACCUUGGGACUAGGGGAAUUAGCUCAAUUGACAGUCAACAAUGAUGCCGAUGUAGCAUAUGAUAUGGCUGCGACCACAAAGGAGACGUUCAGGAAGACCUGGAAUGCAAAGUACACUCUACGCUCGCACUUCGACGGUGUCAGGGCCCUCGUCUUCCACCCCACUGAUCCCGUACUUAUCACCGCAAGCGACGAUCACACCCUGAAAUUGUGGAAUCUUCAGAAAACCGUUCCAGCUAAAAAAUCGGCUUCGUUGGACGUUGAGCCGCUGUACACGUUCAGAUCACACACGGGACCCGUGCUGUGUCUAGCAAUGUGCAGCACGGGUAGCUGUUGCUACAGUGGUGGACUCGAUAGCAUGAUCCACUGUUGGACUCUCCCUUCGGCCAACAUAGAUCCACAUGACUCUUACGAUCCCAGCGUACUCAGCCAAACGUUAACCGGACAUACCGAUGCCGUGUGGGGUUUGAGCAUGUACCAUCCGAGAUCGCAGCUCCUCUCGGUGAGCGCGGAUGGGACCGUCAAACUCUGGAGCCCGCAGAGCAAAGUACCUCUCCUCAAUACGUACACUUCCGAGAAAGAUGGCAUCCCCACUUCGGUGGACUUCAUAAGGGACGAACCGCAUAAGCUGGUCGUGGCGUACGAGGAGGCCUGCGUCGUGUUCGACGCCGAAACGGCUGCGAUAGUCGCCCGGCUGGAAGGCAGCGGAACGACCGGCGUGAACCGCGUCGUCGCCCACCCGACGUUACCGCUCGUCGUGGCCGCCCACGAGGACAGGCACAUCCGAUUCUACGAUCAUCGCUCGGCCACUCUCGCGCACGCCAUGGUGGCGCAUCUGGACGCCGUCACUAGUCUUGCCGUAGACCCCCAUGGCUUGUAUCUGCUCUCAGGAAGUCACGACUGCAGUAUAAGACUGUGGAACAUGGACAACAAGACCUGCGUGCAGGAGAUCACGGCGCACCGUAAGAAAUUCGACGAGAGCAUCUUAGACGUAGCGUUUCACCCGACGCGGCCGUUCAUCGCGAGUGCCGGGGCGGACGCCCUCGCCAAGGUAUUCGUGUGAGCAAUAAACCCAGAAAGGACGACGUUUCUUAUCUGUACCGUACAAAACGGUUUUUUGUACUCAUGUUCUUUUUAGAUAGUUUUACCUGUACGUACAUAACACACACCCGCCCACACAUACACACGCCCAAGCCCACACGCCUAGGUUUCGUUUUUAUUUCUUCUUCUUCUUCUUUUUCUUCCCCCCUUAAUCGAUUUGCCGUUGACUAUAGAGAGAGAGAGAGACAGAGAGAGAGAAAAACGGGGAGUCGCUCGGAUGCUCGCGCGGCCAUGGAAAGGACGACGAUUCCGAGAUUUUAUCCAGCCGAUCAUUUAAUCGAGCCUGUGUAAACGCUAUUUGUUAAUAUAGUCGAGACUAAGUAGAGAGGAAGACGCCUAAAUGGCGGGACCGCGAGGAGGAGAGAGAAAGAGAGCGGAGGGCCGUGUAGAAUAUUAAUUUAGACCCGAUUACGUAGACGACGGGAUGGAAUUAAAUGGAAGGGACCUCCGAUACGCAGAAUCCAGGGAGCACACUGCCGUGGUAGCAUAAUAUUUAUCUUUACAUUAACUAUUUAUUAUACUGAAGUCACAGUUACUGCUGCACAGCUGCCGGGGAGGGAGGGAGGGAUCGCGACAGUGGCGGUAAUCAAAGAACGUCGUCGUCGUCGCCGUCGUCUCACGAGGAUGUGCAAAUUAGUCUCCCGUUACGUCGCACUCGUGCUAAAUUCCACAUUAGUUCAGGCCAGUAUACGCUAAUAACAAGAAUAAUAAAUAUUGAUAACUCCUAAGUUAAUUAUAACGCUAUGGACAUAAUACUAAUAACAAUAAAUUAUAACUGUGUGUUUCACUGUAAUAUAUUGUAUUUAAGAAUAGACAACUGUGUACCUUAACGUAAACGAUUUCUUCCGUCACUUGAUGAAGGAUCUUCAUUUCUCGACACCCUUUUGUAGUCGCGGCCACUUUUUGCAAGGGCUACCGCGAAUGGAUCCGAGGGGAGAGCGUGUGGAAACCAUAUUUUCGUAAUGCCGCCGACGCCAGGCGAUCCGUUCGGCCGGCGAGUCGAGAUGAUUAAUUUAAGUUACUUUAGAGGAGUAUCCCAUCCCUUUUCGUUCUUUUGUAUGAUAUUUCCUUUAAUCGACGACGGACUUUAUAAAGCAUUAAAGAAUAUGUAUUGAGAACGGCAUUCUUAUGUAAUGGUGUAUGUAUUAUUAUUAGUACUAUUGAACAAAAAUACAGUCUACGUAAAACGUCA